This is a messenger RNA of Hypanus sabinus (Atlantic stingray), 1904 nucleotides long. RefSeq lists its product as uncharacterized. The coding region runs from base 123 to 1772 and encodes 549 amino acids. Gene Ontology annotation, biological process: DNA integration. Gene Ontology annotation, molecular function: nucleic acid binding. The transcript has a single exon. The record is from RefSeq and is a predicted model, not a curated record. NCBI's taxonomy places the organism in Eukaryota, Metazoa, Chordata, Chondrichthyes, Myliobatiformes, Dasyatidae.
CCCAAUGGGUCCCCCAUUACGCAGACAAGGCUCGCCCCCUGGUCAAGUCUACCUCGUUUCCCCUCUCUGCUGAGGCCUGCGCGGCCUUCAACUGCAUUAAAGCGGACAUUGCCAAAGCUACGAUGCAUGCAGUGGACGAGACCGCUCCCUUCCAAGUGGAGUGUGAUGCCUCCGAUUUCGCUCUGGCUGCUACCCUUAAUCAGGAAGGCAGACCAGUAGCAUUCUUUUCUCGCACCCUCCAAGGCUCUGAAAUUCGGCACUCCGCGGUGGAGAAAGAAGCCCAGGCCAUAGUGGAGGCUGUUAGGCACUGGAGGCACUAUCUUGCUGGCAAAAGAUUCACUGUGCUGACCGACCAGCGCUCGGUUGCGUUCCUGUUCAGCAACCAACAGCGGGGCAAGAUCAAAAAUGAUAAGAUUUUGCGGUGGAGGAUAGAACUCUCCACCUACACCUAUGAUAUCCUGUACCGGCCUGGCAGACUCAAUGAGCCCCCUGAUGCCCUAUCCCGGGGAACAUGUGCUAGCACACAGCUCGACCAGCUGUACGCCCUUCAUGCACAACUUUGCCAUCCGGGGGUCACCCGAUUUUACCAUUUUGUGAAAGCUCGGAACCUGCCGUACUCCCUGGAGGACAUCAGGACGAUGACCAGGGACUGCCAAAUUUGUGCCGAGUGCAAACCGCACUUCUACUGUCCUGACACGGCACAACUUGUCAAGGCCACCCGCCCUUUUGAACGCCUGAGUGUUGACUUUAAGGGCCCCCUUCCCUCCACUGACCGCAAUGUCUAUUUUCUCAGUGUUAUUGACGAGUUCUCACGGUUCCCCUUUGCCAUCCCCUGCCCCGACACCACUGCCACGUCCGUCAUAAAAGCCCUGCGCCAGCUCUUCACUCUGUUCGGGUAUCCCUGCUAUAUCCACAGUGAUAGAGGGUCCUCCUUUAUGAGUGAGGAGCUGCGCCGGUACUUGCUAGCUAGGGGCAUUGCUACCAGUCGGACCACGAGUUAUAAUCCCCGGGGUAAUGGCCAGGUAGAGCGGGAGAAUGCCACAGUGUGGAAGGCCACACUUUUAGCCCUUAAGUCCAAAGGGUUGCCGGUCUCUCGAUGGCAGGAGGUCCUCCCUGAGGCACUGCACUCUAUCCGCUCUCUGUUAUGUACGUCCACCAAUGCCACCCCUCACGAACGCCUAUUCUCUUUUCCCAGGAAGUCUGUCACUGGGACCACCCUACCAGUUUGGCUGACGUCCCCGGGGCCAGUGCUGCUCCGGAAACAUGUGAGGAGCAAUAAAUACUCCCCGCUGGUGGAGAGGGUUCACCUUCUCCAUGCGAACCCCCAGUAUGCUUACGUGGUCUUGCCUGCUGGGCGGGCGGACACGGUCUCCAUCCGCGACCUGGCACCCGCAGGUGCAGCAGACCACUACCCUGAAGGCUCUCCGGUAACUGUGAACCCUGCACCAGAGGUGACACCGUACUCACCAGGCCCUACACAGACUCCUCACGACACUUGUAUACCGGGCGUUUCGUACGCAUUUAUACCAGGCACAUGCAUGAGGGAUCACCGGCGCCUAGUGGGCAAGAACACGCGCAACCCCCGUCCCCUGUGCAAUCGCCAAUGUUGCCGGCACCUAUGCGGUCACAGCCGGUGCUACGUAGAUCGCAGCGACAGAUUCGACCGCCUGAUCGGCUUGACUUGUAAGAACCUUCGCUACAUGAGGACUUUUUCAAACGAAGGGGGGGUGAAUGUGGUGAACUAUGUGCCUGUCGGGACACGCCCCUGCUGACUGCUCCUGUGGCUCCUCCCACAGGCCCCUGUAUAAAGGAGACCUGCAGCCUGAAGAUCGGCCUCAGUCUCCAGGACCUUGUAUGAUAGACACUCACUCCUGGUUCCUUCUUCCAGUCAAUAAAAGCCGAUA